Capronia epimyces CBS 606.96 is the source of this 264-nucleotide messenger RNA. Its product is annotated as H/ACA ribonucleoprotein complex subunit 1. Bases 1 to 264 code for a protein of 87 amino acids. The record is from RefSeq and is a predicted model, not a curated record. The transcript has 2 exons. Gene Ontology annotation, molecular function: box H/ACA snoRNA binding. NCBI's taxonomy places the organism in Eukaryota, Fungi, Ascomycota, Eurotiomycetes, Chaetothyriales, Herpotrichiellaceae. Gene Ontology annotation, biological process: ribosome biogenesis; snoRNA guided rRNA pseudouridine synthesis. Gene Ontology annotation, cellular component: box H/ACA snoRNP complex.
AUGGGCAAGUUCCUGCAUGCGACCGAGGGAGAAAUGGUCUGCGAGUCCGUCAACGCAAAGAUCCCUUACUUCAACGCCCCGAUAUACCUGGAGAAUAAGGUCCGCGGCCUCCAGACUACGAUAGGCAAGGUGGAUGAGAUCCUGGGGCCCAUCAACCAGGUCUACUUUACGAUCAAACCGCAGGAGGGCAUUCAAGCCACAUCCUUCAAAUCUGGAGACAAAUUCUACAUUGGAGGAGACAAGUUAUUACCGCUGGAGAAGUGA